CAGCUCGUAGCAGUUUCUUUAUUGUUCGUGAGAAAGUUUGUGUUGUGAUCCGUCAGAGCCUCUGUGUGUCCGGAUAAACCUGUCUGAAUGGACUUUGUGCUGUUCACCUUUUCUUUCUGGAUGUUUUACCUCUGACUCAUCUCCUAGAAGACUACAAAGACAUUCAAGUUAGCUUAGCAUGCUAGCUGGUUAGCACCACAGCGCUAGUCAGAGUGACUGUUUAAUGGAGAGCAAACUGUGUUUCUGACGGAGUUUGUGUGGAGAAAAAGUUGGUGUCACUGUGUGAAAAAUGUCUAAAGUCCAAACGGUGAGAGCGCUGGUGGAGCAGCGACUGACUGCGGCUGCUGAAGAGAUAUUUGGGCUGUUUGAAAGAACGAUAGCAGAGUACGAGGAGCAACUUUGUCGUUCAAAAGAGAAGAACGAGCGACAACAGAAACUACUGGACGCUGUUUUCAACCCUCAGCUUCACUCACACAGAGCAGGGAAUUCUGCUAUGCUCCACACGCACCCGAGAGCAGCCAAACGAGACUUGGACGUCCAGCAGCUGUUGGUGGUUAAAGAGGAGGUUCCCUCCGAGCAGCAGCAGAGGACCUCCAAUCUGGACCAGGACCAGGACCAGGAGGACCCAGAGCCCACACACAUUAAAGAGGAACAGGAGAGUGACACCACUCACCUCCCAAAGAUCCACAGAGGGAAUCAUGCAGCACAAGAAGAGUUCAUAGAAGGAGGAAGUUUGAGCCAAGACACAGUGGUCCAAACGGUGCUACAGCCAGAGCCCCGAGACAUGAGAGAGGAACAGGAGGAACCUUGGACCAGUCAGCAGGGAGAGCAGCUUCAGGGGCUGGAGGAGGCUGAUAUCACCAAGUUCACAUUCACUCCUGUCCCUGUGAAGAGUGAAGAAGAUGAAGAGAAACCUCAGUCCUCACAGCUUCAUCAAACACAAACUGAACAGAUGGAAACAGAAGCUGAUGGAGAGGACUGUGGAGGACCAGAACCAGACAGGAACUCUGAUCCAGAGGCACAUUUCCAACCUGAUACUGACGACGAGCCUGCAGACUCUUCUGAACCUGAGACUGAUGACAGUGGUGAUUCGAAGACCAGAGACCUUCAGUCAGGUUUGAACUGUUUGAAAAAAGAUGGUGGUCCUGUCAGAGAUUCCAGAUUUAGUGCUGCUGAGAAACAAUUUAGCUGCUCUGAGUGUGGGAAAAGAUUUGGCUCCAAGCACCGUCUGAAGAGACACAUGGUUUCCCAUGCAGGAGAGAAACCUUUUAGCUGCUCAGUUUGUGGUAAAGGUUUCAGUAUUAGUGGGGAUCUGAAGGAACACAUCAAAGUUCACACAGGAGAGAAACUUUUCAAAUGCUCAGUUUGCAAGAAAUCUUUUACCCACAUAGAGACUUUAAAGACACACAUGAGAUUCCACACAGGUGAGAAUCUCUUCAACUGCUUAGUUUGUGAAAAAGCUUUUACACAAAGUGGGCAUUUACAGCAACACAUGAGAAGUCACACAGGAGAGAAACCUUUCCAUUGUUCAGUUUGUGGUAAAGUUUACAGUAUUAGUGGGGAUCUGAAGAAACACAUCAGAGUUCACACAGGAGAGAAACCUUUCCAUUGUUCAGUUUGUGGUAAAGUUUUCAGUAUUAGUGGGGAUUUGAAGAAACACAACAGAGUUCACACAGGAGAGAAACCUUUCAGCUGCUCAUUUUGCAUGAAAUGUUUUACACAAAAUGGAAGUUUAAAGAAACACAUGAGACUCCACACAGGAGAGAGACCUUUCAGUUGCUCAAUUUGUAAGAAAUCUUUUACCCGUGGGGAUAGUUUAAAGAAACACAUGAGACUCCACACAGGAGAGUAACCUUUCACCUCCUCAGUUUGUGGUAAAGGUUUCCGUGGAAAUUGGCAUCUAAAUUCACACAAAAGAAUUCACACAGGAGAGAAACCUUU
Molecule: messenger RNA, 1941 nt
Organism: Centropristis striata (black sea bass)
Lineage: Eukaryota; Metazoa; Chordata; Actinopteri; Perciformes; Serranidae
Product: oocyte zinc finger protein XlCOF22-like
Exons: 3
Coding region: 290-1852 (520 amino acids)
Biological process (GO): regulation of transcription by RNA polymerase II
Molecular function (GO): RNA polymerase II cis-regulatory region sequence-specific DNA binding; DNA-binding transcription factor activity
Source: RefSeq, a predicted model, not a curated record